Molecule: messenger RNA, 5771 nt
Organism: Hemiscyllium ocellatum (epaulette shark)
Lineage: Eukaryota; Metazoa; Chordata; Chondrichthyes; Orectolobiformes; Hemiscylliidae
Gene: arap2
Product: ArfGAP with RhoGAP domain, ankyrin repeat and PH domain 2
Exons: 33
Coding region: 429-5516 (1695 amino acids)
Biological process (GO): positive regulation of GTPase activity; signal transduction
Molecular function (GO): GTPase activator activity; protein binding; phosphatidylinositol-3,4,5-trisphosphate binding
Source: RefSeq, a predicted model, not a curated record
UACUGCUGGUGGACAGUGUGAUUGGGCAAGCUGAAGUAAGCAGGUUUAAACACUAUUUGCAUUCAACAAGUAUUAACUGGCAACCUCGACCUAGUGCCGAGUUUAUUUCUAUAAGUGGAGAGAAUAUAACUUAUGUGCUGUUUCAAAAGCAUUUGAAGUGAGCUGCGUAGAAGCGAGGGGGGAACCAGGCAGAGCGCACAGACUUUAAGCACAGUCCUGUUUCAGCUUUGCUUCAGAAAAGGGUGCUGUUUGAUGUGACAUCAUGAGGAGGAAGGACUAUCACUUCUGACUACAAUGUAAGUUCCACAUUCAAUGAUCUCCAAUUCUGUUAAGAAAUCCACUGGCUGCAUCGAACUUCUAUUGGGAUAAAGAAAAUGAGGAUGUGAACUGUAAACCCUGAAGACUGGUAUGAGAGUGAAAUCGGCACAAUGCUGUCAUCCAGUGAGGGUAGAGGCGAUAUCGCAGAUUGGUUGUUCAGUAUUCAUCUGGAGCAGUACACUAACCACUUCAAGCAGUCUGGUUAUUUCACUGUUGAGGACUGUCAACACAUGAACAAUGAAAUUCUUCUUCAGAUUGGGAUCGGUCCAACAGGACAUCGUAAAAGAAUACUUAAACAUUUGAACUCUGUGUUCCCAGAAGCAGAUGCGAUGACUGUAUCUAAAAGUCCUGAGACUGGAGACACGGACUUAGAGAGUGAGAAUCAGGUGUUAAGUUUACAUAGCCCACCUAAAAUUGAACCUGGCAGAAGCGAACCUGCGUCAAAGCUGAGAACUAAUUUUGUUAAAGGCAACUUUAGUUCAGACUGUAUAGACCCAGUAAGCACUGAUGGAUGUAUUCAGUCUAAAAACAAAAUCCCAUCUUCUCAAAUGCAACGAGUUGAAGUAGAGCAGAAAUUUCCAGUUGGUAAGAACCUGAAAGUAGAUCCGUUUGAGCCAGAUGAAGCCUGUUUUAAUUUCUGUGACCCACAAGGUGAUGUGGACAGCAGACCACCAGUUCCACCACGCCUUCACCAGGGUACCCCACCUCUCAAGUUCACUCCCGAUAGGAUGCCACUGCCUUCUGCUUCAGCUGAUUCCUCAAAUAUUUACUUAACAAAGGAACAUUCCACCUCUGCGGAAAUGCAACAUUUAAGCGGCACUCCGCCAGACUCACCCUUCUUUGAAUUUCAAGGAGAAAUGGUGCAGAAUGAUUUGUAUGUUGGUCAUCUGGGCAACGUGGAGCAGGUUACUUCAUUUCCUGUGACAGCAUCUGAUCUUCGAAACAGACCAGUGCCACAGCUUCCUGAUGUGUGUGCAGCCAUGCUAGACUCUUCAGACACCAGUUCCUUACUGAAAAGAAGAAAUCUCAAACUUUCACAUGUCUCCACUUGUGAUGUUCCACAAAAACUGCUGUUGGCUGCAGAUGAAAAUAAGCCAUCUCCUAUCACCCCAUAUGGGGAAAUGUACCUAUACCAUAGUCCGGAAGAUGAUCAGAAAAUUCUUUCUCAGGAGAUUUUAAACAGACAUCUUCUGCAUGGUAUUGAAGCAUCAACAAGAGCAAUUAGUGACCAAGAGACAAACAAUGAAUUAAGAACCCACCAUGGUGCAAAGUUGUGCGACAAUAACAAGGUGGAGCAGGUAUUAUCACACUCUGACCUCCAUACAGCAGGCGAAGAUCCUGAAAUGGAAUAUUCUACAAUCAGCGACAGUACUUGCAAGCCGAAGUUAACUGUUCAGGCAGUUCCUAGAGACUAUUGCAAACUUCAAGCACCAUCUAAGCAGAGUUUUGUGAAAACAGAGAAUUGCUCACUUCUCCCUAAUGCCACUGAAGAAUCUAUCUGUGAUGCAGGACCUAAUGAGCAUGAUCCGAUCUCACCAUAUGCUUGCUUCUAUGGUGUGCCAAAGAAGACAAAGGAAGGUUGGCUGGAUAAACUCUCACCGCAGGGGAAUUGUGUGUUCCAGAAGCGAUGGGUUAAGUUUGAUGGUGAGAAUUUGUCGUACUACAACAAUGAGAAGGAAAUGUACUCAAAAGGAAUCAUUCCACUCACUUCAAUAAUCAGAGUUCAAGAGUUAGGAGACAACAAGUUUGAGGUGGUUUCUUCCACCAGAACGUUUACUUUUAGGGUUGAAAAAGAAGGUGAUAGAGAAGACUGGAUGAAUACACUUCUCACUGCACUAAGAUCACAGUUUAACAUAUUUUCUCAAUUGAAUUCACGAUGUGCUGUUACAGCUGAUAAAUUUGGUUAUCUUGAGCUGAGAGGCUACAAAGCUCGCAUCUUUGUUGUACUGCGAGGCAGCAUCAUUUGGCUGUAUAAGAGUGAGCAGGAUUUUAAAAGUGGAAUUGGUAUUACAAUGGUUAACACAAAUGUAGCAACAGUCAAAGAUGCCGAUCGUAAAAGCUUUGAAUUAUCUACUCCAUUCCGAAAUUUCAGCUUCACAGCGGAAUCUGAACGAGAGAAACAAGAAUGGAUUGAAGCUAUCCGGGGAUCGAUAGCAGAAAGCCUGUCAGAUUAUGAAGUGGCAGAGAAGAUCUGGUUCAACGAGUCUAACAGAAACUGUGCAGAUUGCCGUGCUCCAGAUCCUGAAUGGGCGUCCAUCAAUCUCGGUGUUGUCAUCUGCAAAAAAUGUGCAGGUCAGCAUCGAUCACUGGGUUCAAAUAUUUCCAAAAUUCGUAGUUUGAAGUUGGAUACCAGUAUUUGGAGUAAUGAACUUGUUGAGUUUUUCAUUGUUGUAGGAAACAAAACAGCCAAUGCUUUUUGGGCAGCCAAUCUCAAAGCAGGUGAAGAAUUGGAUAUGGAUGCUCCACCAAACUAUCGUCUUGAAUUCAUCACUCAAAAAUACAAAGAAGGAAAAUUUCGAAGAAAACUCUCUCCUUUUCUAAACCAAGAAGAACUGAACAAGGCUUUAUGUCAAGCAGUUGUGACACAGGAUAUCUUGGAGACUAUGUCACUUGUUUUCAGUGGGGCAGAUGUCAUGUGUGCAACAGGAGAAUCUACUUACUGUACCCCUUACUUAUUGGCACAGAAAGCUGGCCAACGGUUACAAAUGGAGUUCCUGUUCCAUAACAAACUCUCAGUCCUUCCAAAGAUUGAUGAACUGUCUAAAGCUGGCAUCCUUUCUAAUAACUCACAGUCCAGCUUUUUGUGUGGUUUCCUCUACAAGGCCAUGAACACUACAAAAGCUGUAACUGAGAAAAGAUUGAAGGAAGAUUUCCAAAAGCGAUGGUGUACCUUAGAAGGUGGGUUUCUCAGUUAUUAUGAAAGUGACAAAUCAGCCACACCGAAUGGGAGGAUUGAUAUCAACGAGGUAGUCUGUUUAGGAGUGGCCAAGUCUGAUUUUACAUGGGGCGCUGGGGUGAGCUCUACCUUUGAGAUGUAUUUGCUGUCAGAACGUGUCUUCUCCUUUGGAACUGACAAUGUUGAAAUUUUAAAAGACUGGACCCGGGCAAUAUCCAAGUUUCUUGUACCAGCAGUGGCAGAAAUCCUGUUGAAGAGAGAUUAUGAACUUAUUGGUCGGCUGUACUACAAGGAUGUGCACAACCUAGAACACUGGAAAGCGGGCUGGUUUGCAUUAGAAAAAUCACAACUCUGCUUCUGUCCUGAGCAGGGACAGAUAGUUGAAGAGUAUUCUGUCCAUUUAAAGAGGCUGCAAGAACUGACUGUCAGCACUGAGAUUGAGAAACCGAGUGAGAAGAGAGAUGUCUUAUUGCUGGUAGAAAAAGGAAGAACAUUGUACAUCCAUGGUCACACAAAGCUGGAUUUCACAGCUUGGCACACAGCCAUCAGGAAAGCAGCAGGUACAGAUGGUAAUGCUCUCCGAGACCAGCAGCUCAGCAGAAAUGACAUUCCCAUCAUUGUGGACAGCUGCAUAGCGUUUGUUACACAGUAUGGUCUUGGCAGUGAAGCGAUUUACCAAAAAGGUGGCACACCGUCACGAGUUAACCUGCUUCUGGAUCAGUUUCGAAAAGAUGCCAGAAAUGUGAAGCUCAGAAUUGGGGAACAUCAGCUGGGUGAUGUCACAGACGCGAUGAAGAGAUUUCUGUUCGAAAUAGAUGAUGCUCUACUCACCAAAGAAUUAUAUCCAUAUUGGUUAUCUGCAUUAGAUGUACAAAACGAAAACGAACGGUUGGAAAAGUAUCGAAUGCUAAUACAGACAUUACCACGUGUCAACCGGGUUACUCUUGCAGCACUGAUUGGUCACCUUUACAGGGUACAGAAAUGUUCAAAGAUGAAUCAGAUGAAUACACAAAGCUUGUCUCAGGUGUUUUCACCCUACUUAUUCCAAACAGAAGGUCAAACCAAACAAGAAGUUAAUGUCGUAGAGGAUCUGAUCAAUUUGUAUGUUCAACUUUUUGGUGUUAAUGAAGACCAAGUGAAACAGAUGGAGAUAGAAAACAGCUUCAUAACAACGUGGAAAGACACACAGGUUGCACAAGCUGGGGAUCUGAUCAUUGAAGUCUACCUGGGGAAAAAGGAACCGGAUUGUUGCUGCAUAAUUAGGGUGUCUCCGACCAUGACAGCAGAAGAAUUAACUUAUAUAGUUCUGGAAAUGAAGAACAUUGUCACUGAUGAGAAGAUUCUCUGGACAACGUUUGAAGUUAUAGAGAAUGGAGAACUUGAACGAGUACUGCACUACAAAGAGAAUGUUCUGGAACAGGUUCUCCAGUGGAGCACACUGCCUGAGCCUGAAUCUGCUUACUUGAUCAUAAAACAGUUUCAAGCUGCAAAAGCCAUCAAAAAGUACCUCGUGAAAAAUAUCAAAGACUCUGUGAAAACAGGCAUUUUAAAAUGGAGAGAAGAGCCAUCCAGAUUGUUAUCCGGAAAUAAAUUUCAGGAACGUUACUUUGUCCUGCAGGAUGAAAAGCUGUUCCUUUAUAAGGAUGCAAAGAGCAAUAAAAGUGAAAGGGAAGUAGUCGUCAAGUCCUUAAAACUGUACCUUGGACUGAAAAAGAAACUGAAGCCUCCGACUAGCUUGGGCUUUACACUUUAUUCAGAAAAACAACAGUGGUAUUUGUGCUGUGAUAAGGAAGAAACGUAUGUGGAAUGGUUAGCUAGUUUGCUUAAUGCACAGCAUGAAGGUGACCUUUGGCGACUAGAUGGAAAAUUGCAUGUUUCAUCAGCAAUGUUGAAUGCAAAACUCAGCAACAUGGGUUUAAUGCCAGGUCAGAAGAAGAUUGAUGGCAGAAAAAUGGAACAAACGCAUGAUUGCAGCAAAUUGAAGCUGAACGAUGCCCUUCAUCGAACAUUUCGUGAGGGUACUCAGGGGCGACCUCAUCACUUGGCUGCCUGCCAACUCCACUCAGAGGUUCUGCCUGCAAAUGGACCGGAGCCAAAUAGACCCACUUUACGCCCAGGUCAAAUCAAUGUAACACAAAAUAACACAAAAUUAAAACGUAAUCAAGGACUGCAGACUUCAGGUCAAACAGAAGGCACUCUUUCUAAAAUGGUUUUUGGAACUGAUGCAAAACUGCAUUCAGAACUCAUGCAGGAGCUGAACACUGUCUUUCUGAAAAGUAAUCCAUUGGUUAAGAAUGAAUAAACUAUGUCAUCACCUGUAAAAUAUAUGGACAGCUACGUCCUUUAUAAUGAGCAAAUCAUACAUCAUAAAAUGAAGAUGUUUUGCUUCAUAAGAAUUCACAAUUAACAGGUUCACUUCAUUCAGCAACUUACAUCAUUCCAUUGUUAAUGUAUGUUAUGAAGCAAUAGCUAUCAAUUCAAAUUGUCUGAUUUUAGAAACACAUUGAACCAUAUUAAAUACUCAAAGUAGAAUCCUGACCAUACACAUACAAUACUU